Messenger RNA from Paramecium pentaurelia, 1970 nucleotides. Lineage: Eukaryota; Ciliophora; Oligohymenophorea; Peniculida; Parameciidae. The record is from the annotation of a GenBank genome assembly.
AUGGAUUUGAAUUCAGAUGAAUUUUUUUAUGGUAUAAAUAAGUCUUUGUACUUUAAAACAGAAGAAUAAAAGAAUGAAAUGAAAAAAAUGGAUCCAGAGUACAUUACUAAAACGUAUUUUAUUAUAAAAUAAUAAAGUGGAACUGAUUUUGUAUUAUUACCCAAUUCUCCUGAAUUCAUUAACCAUAAUGAACCAUUUGAACCUAUGUAUAUACCAAAACAAACAAUUCUUGAGGAAAGUUUAAGAAGAGAGAUUGAAAGAAUAUGUUUUGCAGAUACUUUGUUAAAUAAAGUAGUUUUUGAUUGUGCAGAUCCUAGUCCAUUUAAUAAAGUAAAAAUAGAUAAUAAAAGUUAAUUAUUAUAGGAUACUGAUCCUAAUGUCUAUGGAUUAGAGGUAUUACCAUAUUAUAUACCUUAAACAAAAGAAGACACAACUUUAGUUUUUGAAAGCAGAUUUGAAAGUGGGAAUUUGAGAAGAGCAAUUUAAAUGUAAAAAUGAAUAAAAGAAUGAUAGAUGUGAUUAUGAAUAUAAUCUAAUUCUGAAGCCAGAUUAUUAUACAACAAUGAAUACUUAAUGGUUUUACUUCUCAUUAUCAAAUACAAGGAAGGAUGUCGAAUAUAGGUUCAAUAUCAUAAAUAUGAUGAAACCUGAUUCAUUGUAUAAUUCAGGAAUGAAACCAUUAAUGUAUUCAGAAUAAGGAGCAAAACAUAAAAGUAAAUAAUUAAAUAUAUAUUUAGAAAUUGGAUGGUUUAGAGAUGGACAUGAAAUAUGUUAUUAUUAAAACAAUAUGAAACGUAAAAAUGGUGGUUAUUAUUACACUUUAACAUUUGCAGUCAAAUUCUAAUAUGAUUUUGAUUGUAUUUAUAUAGCUCAUUGUUAUCCUUAUACAUAUACUCAUUUAUGUAGGUAUCUCAAAUAAUUGGAAUCUGAUCCAGCAAAAAAAAAUAGAGUUAAAAGAAAAUAAUUAUGUUAAACAAUAGCUGGAAAUACUUGUGAUUUUUUAAUUAUAGGUGAUUUUAAUAAUGGAAAAGAAAAGAAAGGAAUUGUUAUUACAUCAAGAGUUCAUCCAGGAGAAACUAUGGCUAGUUAUGUUAUGGAAUAUAUGAUAGAUUUCUUAACUGGUAAUACUCAUGAAGCAAGAAUAUUAAGAGAGAAUUUUAUAUUUAAAAUUGUUCCUAUGCUUAAUAUUGAUGGAGUUGUAAAUGGAAAUUAUAGAUGUAAUUUAGCAGGUGUUGAUUUAAAUAGAUAAUGGAUAGAUCCUAAUAAAAAAUAACAUCCAACUAUUUAUCAUACUAAAUAAUUAGUUAAAAAAACAAAAGAAGAAAGAGAUCUAGUGUUAUUUUGUGAUAUUCAUGGUCAUUCAAGGAAAAAGAAUAUAUUUAUGUAUGGAUGUUCAGGAAAAGAUCCAAAUAGAAAAGAAUUAGUGUUCCCUAUGCUUAAUAGAAAUAAUUGUAGUGUUUUCUCAUUUAAAGAUUGUUGUUUCUUACUCUAAAAAGAUAGAGAAGGUUCUGCAAGAGUAAUUAUGAAUUAUCAUAUCAUAAGAUUGCUUUGUGGAGAGAAUUCUCAAUAAUAAAUUGUUAUACCCUAGAAAUGUCAUUUUGUGGAGCUGAUUUUGGUAAAUAUGAAUACUUUCAUUUUAAUUUGGAUAUAUACAAAGAAAUUGCAUAAUCAUUUUGUUUGUCUAUUAUAGAUUGUUAUGAACCAGAAUAAAUUAAAGUUAAAUAAAUGAUGGAAGAAAUUGAAUAAAACAGUCUUAAAAAUUAAUAAAAAGAUGAUAAGAAUAAUUCAGGUGAUGAAGGAUCUGAUUAUUCUAAUGAUGAUCCAAAAGAAUAAGCUAUGCCAUAAUAAAUUCAAGUUUAAUCUAAUGAUUAAUGUAAGUAUCUAUUAAUAAUAAUAUAGAGUUAGGUUCAUAGACCAAAAAACUUAAAAAAAUACCACUUCUACCUCCUAAGAAGAAAAAAGGACUAUGA